AUGAACCAGGCCCUGCCCCCACGCUGCCCCGCCAGUGUGGCACUUCAGCCAUCAUCCUUGGAUGAAUUGCUCGACGACUGUUUCCAGCUUUCCAUCGGCCAAAACCACUCCCUAUGCGAUUCUCGGAUCCGCUACGCAUCCAGCUUCGACAAGUACUUGACUUCGCUUCAUUGCCAUGAGAACUUGGCUUUCCUUAUGGAGAUCUUUAAGUAUGAGUACUUCUACGGCAAGAUCUUCCCUGAGAACCUUUCACAGUCCCGCUGCCAGGUGGGCCAGACUUCGUCCUCGGCAGCCACUUCGUCAUCGUUUUUAAACCGCAGCCUACCGUCGGCCAUCGAUACGCUUCCGUUUCCUACAAAGCAGAUGCGGAGAAAGAGCAGAAGGAGCUCCACUCGGAGCACAGCUUCGCUGAUAUCUGAAUUGCCCUCGGAAGGCAGCGGGUUUGAUUUUGGCUUUGACGAGCAUCUCCCCACGGAAAAUGUCUGGGACAAGCUCAAGGACCAGCACGUGGACAGCACAGACCUGGAGCCCGAGCUGGACUUAGACUCUGAAAUCGACAGCAACACUCUACUUCUUGAUCAGUGGGACUACAUUAUGGCUACUUUUGUCAGAAGAGAUUCGCCGCAGCAGCUUAAUUUGGCUAACCUGACGGUGAAAGAGCUCCUAGAGAAAGACACUCAGGAUGUCAUUCAUAACCCAGCCGUGUUGCUCGAAGCACGCCAGGAAAUUAUCCAGCUCCUCAGAGAAAACGUCUACGGCCUGUUUCUUUCUCAGCAAAAAUCCAUAUCCAGCUCCAGAGCUACUUCCGCAUCGGUAUCUCGCGCCCACAGCAGACACCAGAGUCCUCCCGCAGACGAGCCAAGCUUCUUCUGCAACUCUUCUAGCUGUUGUCAAAAUAACCGUCUUCUUUCACCCGGCUCUACAGCAGCAGUGUCCCUUGGCAAUGGCUCAGCAGGAUCGAAAAGCCUGAAGUGCCAUUCACCAUCUCAUUUACAGCACCCACGUGCGUUGAAGAAGACCAUCCUGCCAACCAGUCCCUUGGCGGAGCCUCGCAAAUCCAUCUCCGACCUCAGCCACGAAGUGGUGUCGCCUGUGCCCGUUGUGAAACGCAAAACCCCAAAGUUCUUCCCUCACAUUGGCAGCAGCACGCCCUCCGACUCCAGUGGUUCGGACUUCUCUAUUUCCAGCAUAAUCUCGCAUUUCAAAUCCACAAACCCCGGCACUCCUGCCAACUCACGGAGUAUCAACACUUCGCAUCCGCAAACGACGUCAGCACUUUCUUCUGGGCUUACACUGCCUGUUAUUAGUGAGGCUGACCAGUUGCGGCCAUCUUCCACGCUGGAAGCAAUCACGCAGACCCAGAGCCAUAGCCAUCGUUUGGGCAAGCUCUGGAAACGCCGCAAGUGA
This is a messenger RNA of Candidozyma duobushaemuli, 1407 nucleotides long. RefSeq lists its product as uncharacterized. The transcript has 2 exons. Lineage: Eukaryota; Fungi; Ascomycota; Pichiomycetes; Serinales; Metschnikowiaceae. The record is from RefSeq and is a predicted model, not a curated record. The coding region runs from base 1 to 1407 and encodes 468 amino acids.